This is a messenger RNA of Fusarium verticillioides 7600, 10356 nucleotides long. Its product is annotated as AGC/AKT protein kinase. Gene Ontology annotation, molecular function: protein serine/threonine kinase activity; ATP binding. Bases 2660 to 5341 code for a protein of 893 amino acids. NCBI's taxonomy places the organism in Eukaryota, Fungi, Ascomycota, Sordariomycetes, Hypocreales, Nectriaceae. The transcript is spliced from 2 exons. Gene Ontology annotation, biological process: protein phosphorylation. The record is from RefSeq and is a predicted model, not a curated record.
GUUUUGCAUCUUCCAGAAGACACCGCUGUUUUGUAAGCAGCCAGAAGGCAACUUACGGUGUCAUGCCUGAAUUCCCUACCUUCGCAGGUUGUUUGUUAGAGCCAAGUUCGACAAUAUUGGCCUGGUCCCAUCAGCUCGUUCCAGCGCUGAUGUCAUGGACAUUUCUUGAGGCAUCCACCUUCAGCUCCCUAGACUCAUCUCCAAUGCAGCCUUGACUGCAAACGUAUCUUCAAACCCGUUAUCGGUUUUUAUCAAGAGGCGGGGUUAUUUUUUCUACAAGAACUAAGAGCCCAAGAAGCCCGAGCCUUUUAGCGGAUGGCGCCGAGCCAACUUCAGAAAACAGAUCAGUGUGCAACUCAAAUCAUCCUGAUGGAAGUUUGGGGUCGUGAAGCCGAAUACCGAAACACCAAUGUAUUCAGCCUCGCAGAGAAGAAAGCAGACGUCUCAACUGUAACAUAAAGUCCAACGUAAGUUGCUGCAUUUCGGAUCUAAAAGCAGUGAGUUUGAGUCCGGAAUAGUAGGAUGAUGUAAGCAUUAAAAGGUAUUUGACGCUGCCUCCGAUGACAUGAACCGUAAUCAAGUACCUGAAUAGAAUACCUCAUCAUGCAACCUUUCUCUCCCCAUCCAAGUAUUUCAGAGCUCUACAGCAUCUCUUAGCGGCUACCGAGCCCUCCCAAGGACUAAUAAUUCGUCUGCUUUUGGCUUAUCUGAUUUUGGGAACCAAUACUCGAAUUUCAAGUUGAAAAGAAAACACAAGUUGCAAAGUACUCCAACCUCCCCGACUUUCGUCUUGCGCACUGUACGAACUUCAACACCCCUAGAGCCCGCAUCAGGUCACCCACGCCCACCUCACCUUGACCUUGCCCCAAAAAAGACGUCUAAUUAUCAUCUCCAUCGCUUCUUCUGCUCGUGCCAUCUCAAUCUUUCCCCUCUCCCUUUUCUCAACAAUAAUCAUCAUAUUUUCUGUCGGCGCUCUUGAUCACCGUCUCUUAUCGCGACUUCAUCCUACCAUCGACCCGAGCAACGAUCCUGGGGCCACGGACGCCCAAUCCGACAACGUUAUACGAUUCACCUCACGCAAUAUACCCGCUUCGCCCCUCUCUUCCUCCGCCGCAACAAUUCGGCCCUGUUUUUAAGCCGCGGCAGCUCCUCGCCGCCAGCCAUGACGGGCACUGAGACCUCCAAUGCGGGAGGAGGUUUUGAUCUGCUACGAAGAGCAACUCAAGCAAUGAUGUCUAGGUUCGUCAAUAAUGUUUUCCUCUGUCGUUCUUUGAAGCUAUUGUUUUGCCUUGUUUUACUCCUGCGUGUUAUUGCUAUAACCAUAUGGUGCCCUUUUCAUCAUAUUUUUGGCGGGGGACUCGAGAUCGAUGUCCCGUCCUCUAGCGACGUGGUGCUGCCAUGCCCCUCACCAGGCGUAGUCAGUCGGUGGUGGCGAUGAUGACGGACUUGCAGCACUUGAGCUCAAUAGCUUCAGUGACGCCUCUUCCAGCCAUAGCUGCCAUUGGAUCCCUUGCUCUACGACACCGCUUGCCGAUGGGAACCCAUAUCACGUCACAUGGAAAUGGAACCGCUGCUGGCACUUACAGCUGUUCACGCAGGCCUGCAUCCCACUAUUGGGCCUUGUUGGGCUCUAUCUAGUGGACAGCUGCCCUGUAACCGCACUGCAGGACGACGUCUCGCUUUUGCGUUGGCUGCCAGAGCAUGGGUUCCCCAUAACAGCCGUCGAGCCUUGCCCUGAUAUUGUUGGCAAAGCCUGGCAAACAUGGGAAACACGACAUUAUAACAGAAGCUCGCAAACACCAAUCAGGGUGCCGCCGUUCCUUGGACUUCAGUUCGCCAUCGCAGUGGAGCCGAGCAUUCGCCGCUGCCGUCUCAAAAACACUUUGCAGCCUGUUCCCAAACGAACAAAAAAGACAUGAGCAAUCAAUGGCUACCGUGGCAUUCGCAUUUCCCUGCAACAGGCAGGUUGUCUUAUAGCCGCCUUUUUUUUUUCUUCCAUACAAGGACCAUGUUGCAACUUUGCAAGCUCAGGUCUGACUCGCUCCAACUGUGAUUGGGCCCAAUCCAAAGGCUGCCCAGCCUCGGAGUCAGUCCCUGCGUUCGGCCCCGCUAUCAGCUUCAGUUUUCGACGUUUUGCUCCUGGUCCAAACAAUUUUGGGCAAAAGUCCUUAGGGAAAAAGGAAGCUUUUUGGACAAGCCUGACCCCGGCCGCAAAGCGAGAUUUUACUCGCGGCAAAGAAUUGAUCUCGUCAUCGUCCUUUCUUACAGCACAUUCAAGUAUCGAGCCUCCACUUGGUCCCUUCACAGUCCGUCUUACACGGCCGCUCUCGGCAAUCCCAUCCUAAUCUCUACUGCUCGCUCGCUGGUCCUGGCGCUUCUUUCGCAUCCACACCGGCGCGAACACACCACUGGCUACCAAGAGUUCAAAGGCCUUCCCAUUCCGUGUUUUUCUCGUCAUAGUCGCAUCGUCAGAGUCCACCUCUUCUGUUGUUGCCCAUCUCAUCUCCUCUGGUGGUCCCUCUCGGCCUUCGCCCUGUUUACCCUCUAGUUGACGCGCUUGGCAACCGUCAUGAACUAGUGUUCCCACUUUGUUUUUUUCCCCCGCGCCGGUGCUUCGGCGUAGAAGCAUUUAUUCACUCACUGGAAAUCUUUUACAAAAAUGCAUGGGGUUAUUAACAAAAACGUCAGGUCUGCGGCAGACGAGGAUGGCGCCGAUCACAUUGGUCUCGAAACUCCUCGAUCCGGUGUAGCUACACCUCAACCCGAUCUACAGGACAAACGCUUACCAGGAAUCAUGAGCUACUUCGGCCAGGUUCGUAAAUACCCUUCCACGCCUUCGUCAGCUCCCAGUUCGUCACAGAGUGAUACCACUCUAGACCGAAUUUCAGUUGUGCCCACUCCACCAGCCGGCCUGCAGUUGCAGGCACACACCCAAGGCUCUCCUCGCGGCUGUGAGUCCUCGGCUUUGGAUCGUUCGCUUCUUCAACAUGAGCGUCCUAGUUCUAUGCCAAGUACUACUGAGCGGGAUGAGCAUAACCUUUCAGAUCCCUACCCAACCCCACCCACUUCUCAGCCCUCGUCUUCGGGGGGUUCUAUCUCCCAGGACAUGAUUUCUGCAGACUCAGGGGCGCAUGGCAGGGCUACGGUCGAGCAAAAGUCUUUUACACAACAGUCACAAUUCAAGAAACCCACAGCCUCACCAUUCACCACCACCCACUUCCAAACUUCCAAUGACCCAUCACUACCUGAACUUGACUCCUCCAAAAACGCAGCACCUACCAAAGACUCCAUUAUUUCUUCGCAUCCUGAGCCCAGUACAAGUUCAGGCGCCUGCUCAGCUGCUGCCCCCGGCAAGUGGCAUUUUCUUAAUGGACUCAAGGAGCUAACUCGUAUGACGUUCAAGAGCGGCAACUCGACUCCUACUCGAGCAAUGUCGGCUGCUCGACCAUCUGGCUCCGAUAGAGCCCCAUCCUCCGGAAGGACCAGUCAUGACGGUGCUGAAGUCAGCGGUGCCCAGACUCCAAGGAGUUCUGCUGGUGCCCAGGCGCCUGCCGCCAAGGGAAAGCUAACAAUCAAGAUCAAUGAGGCUCGCGGGCUUAGGAAGAGUCGGGACCCUUAUGUUGUUGUGGUUUUCCAGCGUAGUGAGCUCAUUUCCGGGGGUCCCCACCAUAUCGAUGAGGACGAUAACCUCAGUGUUGAGCCACCUCCAGUCGCUGGUGGUAUCCCUAUCCAGCGAUCAGGCAGUGACUCUGGACGUCCUUUGGCUAUUCCAAUGAGGAGCAGGCAAAGCAGCAACACCAGCAUUAAUGACUAUGGCUCGUUCCGUAACCGAUCCGGAGGUCAGCUUACAUUCACCAACCCAAAAUGGGAUGCCGAAGCCGAGUUCGACGUUGUGGACUAUGAUAUGCUGGUUGAUGUCUCGGUCUAUGAUCAUGGAGCAACGGGCGAUGAAUUUCUAGGUCAUGUUGAUUUUCAGGCCAGCAAGGAUCCUGGUGCCACCGUCCAGGGUUGGUUCCAGCUGCAGGGCCAUGCUGAUACUAUGGCAGAAAAUGCGCCAACCGGUGAGAUCUUCCUCGAGGCCAUCUACCACAGAGCAGAGAGGAAGCAAUUUGGCCCCACUGAUUUCGAGAUUCUGAAACUCAUCGGCAAGGGUACUUUCGGUCAGGUGUAUCAAGUGCGAAAGAAGGAUACUCAGCGCAUUUACGCCAUGAAGGUUCUGCAGAAGAAGGUUAUUGUGCAAAAGAAGGAAGUUGCCCAUACCGUGGGAGAACGAAAUAUCCUGGUUCGAACCGCCAUGUCCGACUCCCCUUUUAUCGUUGGUCUCAAGUUCUCUUUUCAGACACCAUCAGAACUUUAUCUCGUUACUGAUUACAUGUCUGGAGGUGAGCUGUUUUGGCAUCUACAGAAAGAGGGUCGGUUUGACGAGAAGCGAGCCAAGUUCUACAUCGCCGAACUGAUCUUGGCCAUUCAGCACCUUCAUCAUAACGACAUUGUAUACCGGGAUCUGAAGCCUGAGAAUAUCCUCUUGGAUGCUAACGGACACAUCGCCCUUUGUGACUUUGGUCUUUCCAAGGCCAAUCUCACAAAGAAUGACACUACCAAUACUUUCUGUGGAACAACCGAAUACCUUGCGCCUGAGGUUUUGCUAGACGAAUCUGGCUACACCAAGAUGGUGGACUUCUGGUCGCUUGGAGUUUUGGUCUUUGAGAUGUGCUGCGGCUGGAGCCCAUUCUAUGCCGAAGAUACGCAGCAAAUGUAUAAGAAUAUUGCUUUCGGCAAGGUGAGGUUUCCUCGAGAUACCCUGUCUCAGGAAGGACGGAAUUUCGUCAAGGGACUCCUCAAUAGAAACCCCAAGCACAGACUAGGUGCGACCGACGACGCCGAGGAGCUGAAGAGACACCCCUUCUUCGCCGAUGUCGAUUGGACUCUUCUCUCCAAGAAGCUUAUCACUCCACCUUUCAAACCCAAAUUGAAGUCUGAGACGGACGUCUCAUACUUCGAUCCGGAAUUCACGACCGCGCUGGAUCAGAAUGGCUCUCUGAACGAACGUGCUGCUGCGUUGGCCCGAGGCUAUGCCGCUUCAACCCCUCUUUCUCCUUCCGUUCAGGCCAACUUUCAAGGCUUCACGUUUGUUGACGAAAGCGCAUUAGAUGAUCAUAUGCGAGACAGAGCAGGACUCGUUGAUGAAGAUAUGGAUGAUGGACAACAUCACAGGAACCGCGAUAAUGACGAUUGGGACAAUAUCGACGACAUUGACCUCAGGAAGGCAAACCGGAUGAGCGGGAUCGUGAAGACUGGACAUGAUGAGCACAUGGUGGGUGGUUCUCACUUUGACGUAUAAUGCGGCAACUCCUUUUUCCUGCACAGUAUUAUUCCAGUCAAGCUCCACGGCGUUUCAACCAUGCUGGAGAUUGAUCUAUCUCUACGUGUCAUACAGAAAGCAAAAAGUAAUAUUUCGCAAAACUUAAAAACCUCACCUCUUCUUCCCCAGUUUUGCAUGUGGGUUACGGAUGUCUAAUUUGUGGAAUUAUAUGCAUCGAGGUCGGCUGGUGUUGCAUUGCAUUGAUCGUCGAGCUGUACGGGACUGAUGGCGUUUUAUGGUUGUGGAAAAUGAGAAGAGAAGAGAACGAGACACAAAAAUAGGAGGAUCAAGUCUAUGUUGGUGGAUCCCUCCAUUGAGGGCCAUUUUUCCUUAGUUUGAUUCCCAGCAGUGACAGGAGGGCCAUAUGAGUAAUGAAAUGAGAAUGCCACAGCUAUUCUUGAAAGGACCCGGAAGGGAAAUCGGUCUCUCGUUUUAUUCUAGACUUGUCCUUGUUGGAUAUAGUAAGUAGCCUAUGGAGAGUUCGAGCCAAGCCUACCAGCCUUCUCGGACUUGUGGUUGUCGAUGACGUUGAUUGCCACCUGACGUCGAUAACCAAGAGCUAGUGCAGCAUAGCUUGAGGGAUGAACGAAGUUUGGUAUUAGAUUACAUGAGAGUAUUCGAGGGAGGUUGAAGUCAUGGAUACAUCAUUGAUGUCAGAAGGCAUACAAGGCUGAUCCGUAUAUGCCCUACAACGUCAGGUCGGGAGCUUGAGAGGUAGACCCACGGUUAAUCGUAUAUCAUCAGGAGAUAAGACAUAGGGUUUCGAGGUUUAGCAUGCAACGUAAUGUAUAAAGUCACCUGCAAAUGAUCGUUGUAGCAAUUUGCUUGUGCUUCAUUUGGUGUUCGCAUUUCGCAAUUAGUUCCUACGGGCAACCGAAAAAAAGGUUGAUUUUUUAGGAAAAUGUACACAGGAUUCUUAUCCCCAAUCCACUUGCUUCUGCUUCUUCUUUCUCCUUUAUCACUCCGGCUCAUCUUCUCGGGGGUGAGUUGGUGUCAGCCUCCCUUCUUUUGCUACCCUCAUGAAACGGCGGCGCUGGGUGGUGAGAAAUGAUACCCGAAAAUGCGCUGCGGUCGGGAUAGUCUAUGUGCUCCCAAAGGUUGAGAAAACGCUUUAGUGGUGAGGCUCAUCCUCCUCCUCGGCCUCAAGCCAGUCGGCAACCUCGGGGGUACCAGACUGGGCAGAGCUGUCCUGACCCUCAAUCUCAACGGCCAUGCUCUCGUACUCCUUCAGGUUGCUGGCGAGGUCGGUCUCCUCUGGAGAGGCAGGUGUCUUGGGGAGGUUGAAUGUCUGGACGUUGCCCUCAGCAUCGGACUCCUUGACGGCGGGGAUCUUGUAGGCCUUGAGCUCCUUGAGAUAAAGCUCCUGGACAAAGUCGGCUAUAAAGGUAUGAUGUCAGCAAGUGAACGUUGGUUCGGUUAGAUCAUAUUCGGGCUGAUCGGGUAACGGCCUGUCAAAUUUGAUGAGAGAUGCGAGACCAUAUAGCAAACCAUGAUUCGAACUCUGAUUGAUAUCAUUUAUUUGAUGCUGGUUGUUUGGCGACGUCGGAGCUUAGGUGGAGUACAGGUUCGGGUAUAGGACAGGUCCGACCGGGAGAAAUAGACAAUCGAGAUGAUGUAUUCGCGACACCCAAAGGAAUUGACCGAGGAGUAUAGAGCAGCGUAGAUAGAGUCUUACCUUUCCGGGAGACAGUGGGAGCAAUGAAGCCCCUCACCUGAACGGCAUUGGGUCUGGCGACACGAGAAACAGCCGCAACGGCGGAGCGAGCGCGCUAUAAAACCAUGAGUAUUUUUUCAUCGCCUAGGCCUGACUUUUGUUCUUACCGAAGCCCUGGAGAGUUGAAUGAGCAUUUUGAAUGGCUGGUGGUGGCUCAAUUGAGGGGGUAACUCCGGGGGAGAUGGGCGAGGGCGAGAUCGAGGGCGAAGUCGAUUGAGGGUUUUGGGGGAAAAAUCGUGAGAGGUUGCACUGGACCAUGCGUCUUCCCCCGGUUAGAGCGGUUCGGCCUUGCUAUCGUGGAGUUGAUGCCUGAGGUUUGAGAAGGCUGUCGGAGCUUCACGGAUCAUUGGCACGUGAUCUUUGAGAGGUGUGAUUGGCCAGGAUCGAUCUAUAUAUGUUGCAGUGGACCCUCUCUGCUCGGGCUAUUCACUUACACGGAGAUCAGUCAGUAUGCAUCUUAAUGCUCAAUUUGUUCGAGAGAGUAUAUCCAACUACUGUAGACUGGUAGAGUCUUGCUUACUACCACACUCCUUUCAGCUCUUUCUAGUUGUCGCAAUUUGCCAUAUUCGAAUAUCAAUGGAGCAACAGCUUCCAAAGUUCAUGCUAACCAUAUUGCGCAACACAAUGGUCACCAAAAUUGUUUGAUCUAAUCCUUUCAUCAAGUUUAUUGAUAUGUUACAUGCUAAGUUAAAAGGAUUUCCAAAGAAACAAAGAAGAAUAAGAAAAGAAGAAGAAUAAGCCAAGGAUUGAGAUCGCAGUUAAAACAUCUUGCCGUUUAUCAGAUCCAGUCCCGAUGGGCCGAAAAUCUAUGGUAUCACAAUUCACGAGUUCCGAUAUCCAAAAACACCUUCUAAGCAUUACAGCUCCGCCAUAUUACUCCUCUUUUAGGUUAACGAGAUACUUUAUCGUGCCUCCUCCUGAGACAUCUGUGGAGAGAUUUGCUUGGCACGAGAAGCGUUCCUUCGCCUCUCACCAAUAAAGGCAGCAGCCAAGUAGAGGAUGGCAGCGAUACCGGCAAUGACGGAGUAUGCGAUGAUGUACUCAUUGGAGGAGUUGGCAAGCUGAAGACCAAGGCCCCCGUUGACAAUACCGAUGAUGAUGAGGGCUCGGCCGAACCAGAUGUGAACAUGGCUGACAACUCCUCGCUUGCGGUGGCUCACAAAGUACCGAUGGUGCAUGUAACCAAGGACAGGCUGCAGAGUCAUCAAGGCACAAACAGCAGUGCCCAUUGUUGUGUGGGCUUGUUUUCCCCACUAAAAGUCUCACAUUAGUACUGAUGGACAGGUUCCGAUGCGAGCGCAUCCCCCAGGGGAGAACUUACGUAGCCACCGUCACGAGCAUAUACGUAUCCAAGGCCGAAUCCAGCCCACAUGAGGAGCAACAUGACAACUUGCCAGCCCGCAUGGAUGAGCCACUUUCCAAGCAUGGGCAUAAGGAUUGCACCGAGAGGAUAUCCAGCAAUGAAGACAAUCGACAUGAUGAUACCGUGAGCACGCAGAACAGUCUUGCUGGGGCUACUACCACUUCCGUUCUGUGUCACGGCACCGCCGGAGCUAGAACCAGAAUUCGAGUUGGUGUUUUCGUUGCUGCCAGUGAAUGGGUUGCUGUCGGAGCUCAUUGUGGCUUUGGCAAAGUCAACGCUGAAAUCCACAUGCUUGUCGUGCUCAGAGAUGCGCUCCUCCAUGCUUGUCGAAUCCAGGGAAUUUCCAUUCCUCCAAGCUGCAAUCCACGAGCUCGUUCCCUUGAGACUAAGAUCAACACAGUUGUUGCAACGAAUGUUGGCGAUCAUCUGCUUGUCCUUGAUUCCGGAACCGUCGAGGAGCUCGAGUCCGCUUCGCUUCGUGUACUGAGGCAUGACCUCUCCGACACCUCUCCUUGGGCUCAGGGUGACAUUGCCGUUGCCGUCUUGGUAAAUGAUGAACAUAUCGGAUCCAGCCAUUUGGGAUCCAGUGCCCAGUCCUGCCCAUUGUGCGGAUGUUGGUGCCUUGAUCUGGAAAUAAAAGCUGCCAGAUCCCGCGCUUGCAGAAGCCUCAGGGACACCCCAUCGGAAACAGACGUCGCCAUUGUCCGGGCAGAAAGAAGAUGUGAUGGCAAUUGCACUGCCAGCGGCAGCUGAAGGAGAGUUGUUAGCUGGGCGGGAGUGGUGUGCUGAGCUGACGGGAACGACUUACAAAGCACCGCUAAUGAUGUGCUGAAAGUUGACUUCAUGGUAUUCUUGGGAACGAAACAGAGGCAGAGACAGAUGAAGUGAAGAGACGGGAAAUGAUUUUUACUGCGAGUGAGGUGAUUGGAAUCUUACAUGAGGGGGACAAUGAAAGUACUAAAUAUAAUAAGCACAAACAAAGCACAACUGGAGAUAGACCAGGGGGCCAUUCCUAUAUUGAGACGAUCGUCCACUGGCCUGCAGACGCUACGCGCCGCAAAGCCACGGCAGUGUUGUGCGAUACAACGCCUGGUGCCGGUGGUAAGGGACGAUUUACGAAGUCGAAUACUACCAAAGGGACCCGGCAGAUGACAUUACAAGUGCCGCGAUUAGUUAGUCUGGCUCAAAGGGACGGAUCCUUUGAGCCCAAGGCUUGGACCCAAGGGAAGGGAUCGAUGUUGUCGUCAGCUCUUUUGUCGGAUCCGCCCUGGUUAAUCCUUGUCAAGAAUGAGAUGAAAGCGAUUAAGGUUUCACUCACACUGCCACAGACAGCCAGCUAUUCAUGGCUUUCCACGCCAGUAGAUAGGCUUAAUGCCAUCGCGGGUUUCAGUGCCGAACUGGUGGCAGUUUGCCCGCUUAAGCGCUUGAGGACACAGUCACGACGCCGGAACGAUUGGUCAACGGCGCAUUUCUUUCAGUCAAGGCAUCAUGAUGCUGAAACUGUCGCCGUUGGAAAGGUGUGAUCGUGUGCCUUUCUAUCCGUUAUCCGAACAAGAGGGAGAGGCCCUCUCUGUUUCAGUAAACUCUCGGUGUUAGAAUACGCGCUCAAUUGCUGAUGAAUGCUCAGCCUGCCUGCCAGUGCAUACGACAAGGACUCAAUCACUGAGAAGGGCUGUGAUCAUUGAUGACAAGCUUGCAAGGACUGAAAGAAAUGGCGGCCGACCCCUACAGGGAUAUCUCCGCAGGUGAGAUCUGGGCUGUCGGGAAGACUCUCUUUUUUGACUAGGCGCCCUAAUCUGGUAAAAGAUCUGACUAUGCUUCUCUCUCGGGUAGAUUGAUCAAUCCGACGACAGACGGCCAUCCCACGUGGGGCACCGAGGUUUCAACGUGUGAAUAGCCUCAGAGGUCCACGUCAGA